GUAAAAUAUUCCGUUAAAACAAGGAAAUAAAUAAAUAUUUGUUAAUGUCUACCUAACAGAAAAAUGUCGAUUUUUUUAUCGUUGAGAUAAAAAUAUUGCCGAAGCUUGAGGCCUUGAUUUUGAAACUUGGUGCAGAAUGCUGAUAAAAGAGAUAAUUGGGUAGGAGGAUUUCAUAUCUUGUCAUGUAUGUACGUGUCUUAAGAUAAAACUCCCUAUCUAAAAUAAAAUAUACUUCUUGUGAAUUACAGUAACAAGUAGAUUUGUAUUACUCGUACUUAAGGUGUUUUGUUUGAAAAAAAAAUGACUGCAAAAAUAACUUCCUUUGAUACGAAACAAUUGACUAUUCAGGAAUAUAAAAUUGUGUUUGAAAUAGCAUUCAACUCUGAGAAAUACCAAAAACUCCAAACACCCGGAUUUUUUCCUUUAUCCGAUGUUGAUGUCAAGUUUUGUUUCGAAAUACUCUACCAAAGCAUUAAAGUACCAACAGUAAAUGAAGAAGAAUAUGUCUUAUUUAAAUUAGCUUUGAUCAAACUCUUUGGCUCUGGGCUAACAUCGUCGCUGAAUAUGGAUAUUGACGUCUCUGUAACAUAUUCUGAUGGUUCUCUUUUUCAAAAAUGGGAAACUUUGCCUUCUGUUAAUGCGCAGAGAAUGGACAUCAUCAGUUUCAAGGAUGUAGUUUUUCCACUGACUGAUUUAAACUUGUUCGGAAAGUCUAUGAAAUCCGAGCAUUUCCAAAAGAUGCUUGGUAAAUGUUUGACAGUGAAAUGCAACUUAAAGUUCUAUGAUUAUGUCACUCCUUUGGGAUUAUAUCAACAGGAGUCACAAUCCCUUGACAAUUUGAGGCAAUUUAAUCGUGAAUCCAGUCACGUGUAUCGAUCAUUUUUUACUAGUGACAUUGUUUUUCAAAUUGGCGACAAAACUAUACCUGCCCAUAAAUCCAUUCUUAUUGCUCACUCGCCAAUUUUUUUGAAAAUGGCGACUAAUGGUACUUUGGAGUCCUUAAACAACUGCAUUUUAAUUAGUGAUGUACCUUACGAUGUAUUCGAUUGCUUUUUGAAAUAUCUGUAUUCAGGCGAAAUUGAAGACAAAUCUUUUCCCACAGUGACAGAACUUUAUACUUUGGCGAGUAAAUAUGAAAUUCAAACAUUGAAAAGAGAAUGUUCUGGCAUUGUCGUUUCUUAUUUGAAUCUGGAUCGAGUGUGUGAAAUUCUAAAGUUGGCGUAUAUUAAUGGUGAUGAAAGUCUAAAGAGGAAAUCUAAAGAAUUUGCUGCCAAUCACAUCCAGGAUUUGAUAUCUAAAGAUGAAUGGAAAGAAUUAAUUGCUUCUGAUCUUGCAAUUGGAUAUGAAGUUACAGUUAAUUGUAUUCUUAAAGGUGAAUGAACAGUAGUUAUUGCAUCGCAGAAAAGAAAAAAAAAUUGUAAUUCGAGUUUAAGUUCCUUCUACAUCCUGAAUCUGCCUUCUUUAAUUUAGGAAUCUCUAUUUUUGCUGCAAUCGAUUUUAUUGCAACUGAAAACAUUCAACUGAUCAUGGCUGCUAUCAUCACGACCACAAACGAAGAGCAUCUUCUGUGCCAAGAAUACUACGGCUAUUGGAAAAUAACCAACCUUUUAGCUCUAAAUGGCAAGAAAUUUCUGACCCCUGAAUUUUCGCCAAUCCCUCUCUUAAAUGUUAAAUUCCGCUUUGAACUUAAUUACAAGCUCAUUAGAUGCCCUUAUUGUAAUGCUAGCAUUUCCAUUUUCUCGCCAAUAUUGGAAAAAGUGCAUAGCUCUGAUGUGCCUGGAAAUAUGAAAUUAUUGGUAGACAUGAAAAUAAACUAUGAAGAUGCAACUCUUUUUAAAAAAUACGAGGGUGUUUCUGUCACUGUAAAAGAUGUUGAUUACUUGUAUUUCGGCGAUGAGAUAACGUAUGGUGGGACCGGGCAGACCCACAAACACACUGAACAAAUGAAUAAAUGCGACUCUCUGGAAUUGAAAUGUCGUAUGAAGUUUUUUGAUCACCUUUGUGCGAUGCCCAUAAAUGGUGGCCUCUAUUUUAUGAAACUUGAUUAACUUUUCUGAACAGCUGAGGAACGAUGGGAUUUACUUAUUUCCUAUCUUUACUAUUAUUACGAUGCCAAUAAAUGGUGAUCUCUAUUUUAUGAAACUUGAUUAAAUCUUCUGAACAGCCGUGGAACGAUGUGAUUUACUUAUUUCUCAUCUUUACUAUUAUUACGAUGCUAAUAAAUGGUGGCCUCUAUUUUAUGAAACUUGAUUAAAUCUUCUGAACAGCCGUGGAACAAUGUGAUUUACUUAUUUCCUAUCUUUACUAUUAUUACGAUGCCAAUAAAUGGUGGCCUCUACUUUAUGAUACUUGAUUAACUUUUCUGAACAGCCGAGGAACGAUGUGAUUUACUUAUUUCUUAUCCUUAUUAUUAUUACGAUGCCAAGAAAUGAGGGCCUCUAUUUUAUGAUACUUGAUUAACUUUUCUGAACAGCCGAGGAACAAUGUGAUUUACUUAUUUCCUAUCUUUACUAUUAUUACGAUGCCAAUAAAUGGUGGCCUCUAUUUUAUGAAACUUAAUUAACUCUUCUGAAUAGCCGAGGAACGAUGUGAUUUACUUAUUUCUUAUCCUUAUUAUUAUUACGAUGCCAAUAAAUGGGGGCCUCUAUUUUAUGAAACUUAAUUAACUCUUCUGAACAGCCGAGGAACGAUCUGAUUCACUUAUUUCUUCUGAACAUAUCUGUUAAAUGUGAUUAAUUCUUUUGAACACGUAUUAAUUUUGAUUAAUUCUUCUGAAUACACUACUGUUAAAUGUGAGUAUUUUUCUAAAAACACCAGAUUAACUUUUUUGGGAAAAUGUUUGAUUUUGUUUAUCGCUUGAUUUAAUCGCUUGAUUUGAAGUAUCGAAGAAAGUUUUGCUAUUAUUUUUGCUGUAUAGCAAUAAAAAGUUUGUAAUUCUUUUUGAGAAAUUUUAUAAACUCUUCUGAUCAGGGGAAAUAUCGUGGUUUAAUUAGUUCUUUUGAGCACCGUGGCAAAAUAUGAUUAAUUUUUCUAAAAACAUCUGUUAAUUUGAUUCAUUUUUCUCAGCAUGCUAUUUUGUUAUAUUCUUCUGAGCCUAUCUGUUAAAUUUGGUUAAUUCUGAAUACGCUUUAAUUUUGAUUAACUCUUCUGAACUCUUCCGUUAAAUUUGAUUAGCUUUUUGUGAAAACAUUUGUUCUAUUUUAUUUACCUUUGGAUUUGAAAUGCCAUAUUAAAUUUUUUGUUUAUUUUUAUAGCAAUAAUUUGUUGCCUUUAUAGCAAUAAAAUGUGCGAUAUCUAUUUUCUGAAAUGUUACAAAUUUCUCUGAAAAUUCGCAUUGUGGUACAAUUCUUCUGAACACUUUUGUUAAAUAUGAUUUAUUUUUUAUACACAAGUUAAUUUUAAUGUAUCCUUUUAAACACUUUUGCUAAAUGUUAUUAUGUGAAAAUAUAUGUUAAACACUUCGAUUAAAUAUCUCUGAAUUUAAUUAAUUCUAGUGUUAUCACAGUAAA
Messenger RNA from Parasteatoda tepidariorum (common house spider), 3509 nucleotides. Lineage: Eukaryota; Metazoa; Arthropoda; Arachnida; Araneae; Theridiidae. The record is from RefSeq and is a predicted model, not a curated record.